Somion occarium is the source of this 4214-nucleotide messenger RNA. The record is from the annotation of a GenBank genome assembly. NCBI's taxonomy places the organism in Eukaryota, Fungi, Basidiomycota, Agaricomycetes, Polyporales, Cerrenaceae.
AUGUGGCCUUUUGUUUUGGUGUAUUUGGCCAUAGUCAAAGGACAAUUCCGGAGUGACGGUGUUCAGUCCUUGGCCGCGACCUUCUUUACCCCAAAUACCUUGCUCUAUAUCCUCCGUAUAUUAUCCUUGAUACCCUUUUGCAUGAUACCAACAUGAGCAUGCCAACUUAUGGUCGAAGCCGGCAAUCUAUCGCCAACCUCGAGCAGGAACUUCACGACGUGUUCUCUGACCAUCCUGACGCGACAUUCAACGAUGAAAACGAGCCUAUCAUUCCUGCUGGCGCCCUCGUUGAUGUUUUGCGCACAUUCUCUAUCAAUCACGAUGCAAAACUUAUGACCCCAAACGAGGAAGAACAACUCGUCAAUCUACUCAAGACAACUCCUGGGCUCGAUGUUACUCCCCAAAUUCUUCUUCAGUUUGUAGCUAUGCGAGCUGCCGAGGGCACGAAAACUAGUCCGGCGGCCUCCCCCUCACCUGACGAGUCCUCGGAAUUUGAAGAGCAACAAAGGGGCAGGUCUCAGGAGCUGAGUACCUAUGAGGAACGCAGUGAUUCGCGUUCAUCUAGUGUGGACUCAACUGGGACAUCUGUUUGGCACCCUGGAAGUCGUCCUGGCAGUCGACCUCCUAGUCGUUCUUCCUCCCGUGGUCCCCCUGUUCCUCCGAAGACUCCCACCAACGCAGACACGCCAUUCGACGUCUCGAGUCGACAGCGAACAACACCUCUAAAAACUGCUGUACCAUCAAGUUGGGUUAGGCCACGUCCGGCGCGUCGAAAGAGCGAUGCUGGGAGUGGCCUAAGUGACUCGGAGUCCAUAUCCUCCCCGCCUGUAGCCUUUAAACUCGCAGGCGGCCGCGUCCGUGCGCCCUCGAAUCCAACUAGUCCUUCCACCUCCUUCAGCAGUUUCUCUCCACCAUCCAGGCCACCUUCCCGACCACAUUCGCGAACACAAUCUCAACCACAUAACCCCUUUGCGACAUUUAGCUCUCCUGAACCCGACUACGACUACGAUUACGACCAAACGAUCUCCAGUUCAUCCAUGGCAUCAACCGGGAGGAGUAAUAGUCAGAACGGUAUGAUCUCGCCACCGCCGGAAGACGAUUCGUUUGAUGGGAGCGACGACGAGAACUUUGCUGAUCGGAUUUCUUCACUACCCAUGCCCACGAAAUCUGAAUCUGACUCAGAUGAAGAUGAAGAAGACGCCAUUCGGUCCUCUCUGUUGGGUUUAGUCAUGAGUCGAAGUGCAGCAAGUUCAACCAUCUCACUCGAUCUUCAGGAAAGAGUGGAUGCACUGCAGAAGACAAACAUGGACUUGGGUAAGAAGUUAGUGGAGGCGGAGAAUACCUUGCAAGUGCGGUUAAGUGAUCACGAAAUGGAACUGGAAGAACUGCAUUCGAAGCUGGAAGCGGCAAAGCAUGAACUGAAUGCCACCAAGAGAGAAGAGAAGGAGUUGCGUGCAAAGGAGCGAACCAACUCGACCCAAAUUUCGGCGCUCGAGUCGGAGAUUGCGAAGUUGCAGAAGAGUUUGGAGAACGCUCGGGCAUCGUACCAGAGCCUGCAGAAGCAAUACCAGGAGCAAUGUCACGAGUCUGAACGAUACCGUGAUCUUCUCCGUAGGCGAGAUGAAGAAAUCAAGGCAGUUCGCGAACAGUCAGACUUCAACGGUCUCGAAGUGCAGAAACUCACUAGUGUCGCUGCCACGUAUGAAGCCCAGAUUGAGUCGCUCCACCAGGAGCUCGAACUCGCCCAACAAGCGGUCUCAGCACUAGACGAGCAGAAGCAAGAGAACUUGCUGCUCAAGGAGACCAUUGAUCGAAUGAGAUAUGAUAUGGACGAGAUGCGGAACAGCUCGACUGGACAUGGUCCGGGAAGUGGUUCGGCAAGUAUAAGAGGUAGUGUAAGUAAGAGCUUGGGUGCAGAGUUGAUGGGAAGUAUGCAGUGGCCACCGGAGCAGCGUCCAGAUUGGGCUGCGAGUGAGGUUGAAGAUGAGGAGGACAUAGUUGCUGGUGGCGAUCAGGAUGAUGAGGAUGACGUGGAGGAGAUUUUGGGUGAGGAAAAUGAAACCGAGAGCGAGGAUGUCGUUCAGACUAUCAUUACUCGGACCAAGAGGAGAGUUGGCACUAGGGGAAGACGUGUAGAGACUGUCAACAUCGAAGAAGUUAAGGAGUACUCGGAUGCGACUACCCAACACGACAUAUCUGAGUUCAACCACUCGAUGAACAUUCAAACGGACCCGGAGCCGAAAGUUAUCACGAAAUCGUUCAGCGUCCAAACCGAGGAGCGUCUUGUUACCUCCAUAAUUAUCCAAACGGACCCGGAACAUGUUCCCGAGCCGAUUAUCAGGACCGAUGUGGACAUUCAGACUGACGCUCCUGAACCGGAGCCUGAGCUUGAAGCUGAAUCGUCUUCUACUCAAAUUGAGACUGAAACUGAAGAUGAAACACUUGCUUCCUCUUCUUCUACAUUACUUCCGCCAACUCCAAAGGCUCACACUCUCGACCAUCCCCACCCCCAUGACCUCCCUCCCGCGUAUAACCAAGUCACAGGUCAGGAUCAAGACGAACUCGCCGUUCGUGUUGCCAACGAGACCCUCAAGAAAUGGCACAAAGGCUUGCAGCUGCCCAUUGAGCCAGUCGCUGGUGGUAUCUCAGAAGACGCGAUUGAAGAGUGGAAGGCCCUGAAGGAAGAGCUCGGCAUUGAAUGCGGUGCUAUCGACAAGAUCGUCGAAGAAUCCGCACGUACAGGUUUACCUCGGCCCUCAAAGGACGGCCGUCCGCGCAAUCGUCGCAGCAAGUUCUACAAUAUCUACAACACCUACGUCUAUGGUAGUGGAGAGAAAGAUGGUCCUUCGUCAGUGCUUUCCAGCGGCCAGUUCCUCUUCGUGCUCGGCGCCUCCGCUGCUGUUGCGUUCAUUGUCGGUCAUACAGUAGCUGCUGUACCUCAAUAUUCCAUUCCCGGAGGCGUGACGUACUAUGAUCGUGCCGCUUGGGCGAGUUACAACACGUUGCAAGCGGCUGGUGAGGGGUUCCCUGGUGAUAGUACUUCUGCAGUCUGGGGAUUCCUUGGUCGACUUGGUGGAGAGGCCGCAAGGUCGUUGCGCGGCUGGCCGACGUAGAGUCGAAACCUACGUUCUUGGGAAGUUCGUACACCUGGAGGACGAUGACGAUGAGCUGGCGGUGGUAUCCAUCGCUGUUCAUAUGUGACAUACAAUAUGUGCAUAUAUGCUUCGUAUUUAUUCUGGAUAUCAUUAUGGGCUAUCGCCGCCACUCACGCUCCUUCCGAUCCCACUGCUCUUCACUCGUUCUAUGCCUAUUUCUUAUCAUCUUCCUGCAUGCAUUUUCUUUCAUGCUACCAUAUAAUGAUCACCAUGACUUAUUCCCUCGCAUACAUACCCGUUGCAUUCCACUUACUCAGUGAACCAUGCUUAUUAUCUUCACGGUCUUUUCAUGUCCAAACAUUCAAAGUUCACAACACCCGCUGUCUGCCAUUCUUGUCGCAUUAUUUGCCUUUUUGAAGGGUACUUAUCUUGGGGUCGUUAGGGGCUCGUAGAAAAUCAAGGUUACUAGAAUACAAACACAUGUAACUUAUAACACUCAGCAUAAGCACUUUACUCUUUCUUGCACGGCAGCUGUCCGUGCAAAAACUAAUUCUAUAUUUCCAGACUACGAUGACAUUGCUACAGCAGGGUGGGGGUGGGGGUGAGGGUCGGCCUGAGCCUGAUUGAUGAGAAUAGUGGGAAUGUAAGAAAAAAAGAUGUAGAGUGGUGAGAUGAGUAGGCGCAAAUACGGUAAGGGGAGAGAAAAAGGCAAGGUAGAAGUAUAGAAUAUAGGGUAACCUGAUGGUGCGGUGGGUGGAUGGAUGGAAGAUGGGAAGGUGAACGAAGGAAUCCGAACGUGGCUGUUGUACAACAAAAUGGUGAAGAGAAAUGGAACUUCUAUGAGUGAAGGAGGCAAGCAGGAGGAUGAGGAUGAUGAUGAGGGAUAGAGGGAAUGCGAUAAGGGAUGCGAUGAGGGGAGUCAGUCCGGGAGGUUCUCUAUGUAAGAAAAAAGAACAUGACAUCAUGAGGCGCGAUGAAGCUGAAGGACGGAGAAGGAAGUAGAAGUAGAAGAAAAAACAAUAAAUCAACGCAUGAGACCGUCCUUUUUUCCAGAUCGAAUGAUUGGCCCGCGAUAGAUAGACGAACGCAAGGCCUCGCUAUGAACAAACCACUGUCCGC